AUGACAGAAGUAGCUAGCGCUGUAGUACAAGAAGUAUUAGGUCGAAGGGCUCAAGACGUGGAUCAGCCUAUCAUCGACUACAUCAUCAAUGUCCUCGCCGAUGAAGACUUCGAUUUCGGCGUUGAAGGCGAAGGCGCUUUUGAGAUCCUUGGAGAGCUCCUCGUUGAUUCUUGUUGCGUUAGCGAUUAUUCCGAAUGUCGUUCGGUUUGUAGCAAACUGUCGGAGAAAUUUGGAAAGCAUGGUUUGGUUAAAGUUAAACCAACUGUGAGAAGCCUUGCGGCUCCAGUGAGAAUGUAUGAUGGAAUGGAUGAAGAGGAAGUUCCUAAGAAGAAGCCUGAGGUGUUGGAUGGUCCUCUGCUUUCUGAACGUGACCGAUUGAAGCUUGAAAGGAGAAAGAGGAAGGAUGAGCGCCAAAGAGAGGCACAAUACCAAAUCCAUUUAGCAGAAAUGGAAGCAACUAGAGCUGGAAUGCCUGUUGUAUGUGUGAAUCAUGACAAUAAUACUGAUGGGCCAGCUGUCAGGGACCUUCAUAUGGAGAACUUCAAUGUAUCUGUUGGUGGUCGUGAUCUCAUAGUUGAUUGUACUGUGACGCUUUCUCAUGGAAGGCACUAUGGUCUUGUUGGAAGAAAUGGUACAGGAAAAACUACCUUCCUCAGGUACAUGGCUAUGCAUGCCAUUGAUGGUAUUCCUAAGAACUGCCAGAUAUUACACGUUGAGCAAGAAGUGGCCGGUGAUAACACAUCAGCCUUGCAAUGUGUUAUUCAAGCUGACGUUGAAAGAACCCAGCUUUUGGAUGAUGAAGCGCGGCUAUUGGCAUUACAGAGAGAUACGGAGAUGGAGGAUGAAACUGGAAAGAGCAAUGGGGAGCUGAAUGGGGGAGUUGACAAAAAUGCAAUUGCACAAAAGCUCCAAGAUAUAUAUAAAAGGCUUGAGAUCAUUGAUGCGGACUCUGCAGAGUCCCGUGCGGCUUCCAUUCUUGCGGGUCUUAGUUUCUCUCCAGAAAUGCAGAAGAGAGCAACAAAAACCUUUUCUGGAGGAUGGAGAAUGCGAAUAGCUCUUGCUCGUGCACUGUUUAUUGAGCCUGAUGUGCUACUACUCGAUGAACCUACGAAUCAUCUUGAUCUUCAUGCUGUCCUGUGGCUGGAAUCUUAUCUGGUUAAAUGGCCGAAAACCUUCAUAGUUGUUUCUCAUGCUAGAGAAUUUUUGAACACGGUAGUCACAGAUAUUCUCCAUCUGCAUGGACAAAAACUGACAGCAUACAAAGGUAAUUAUGAUACAUUCGAGAGGACACGAGAGGAACAGCUUAAGAACCAACAGAAAGCUUUUGAGGCUAAUGAACGUUCAAGGGCCCAUAUGCAGACUUUCAUUGAUAAGUUCCGCUACAAUGCAAAGCGUGCAUCUCUUGUUCAGUCAAGAAUUAAGGCAUUGGAUCGGCUGGGUUAUGUGGAUGAGAUUAUUAAUGACCCCGACUACAAGUUUGAGUUCCCCACCCCCGAUGACAGGCCAGGCCCACCUAUAAUAAGUUUCAGUGAUGCAUCUUUUGGAUAUCCUGGGGGUCCUAUACUCUUCAAGAAUUUGAAUUUUGGGAUAGAUCUAGAUAGCCGCAUAGCUAUGGUUGGUCCAAAUGGAAUUGGAAAGACCACCUUACUCAAGCUAAUUGCUGGGGAACUUCAACCAAGCUCGGGUACAGUUUUCCGUUCUGCUAAGGUUCGCAUUGCUGUGUUUAGUCAGCAUCAUGUUGACGGGCUGGAUCUAUCUUCCAAUCCUCUUCUAUAUAUGAUGCGCUGCUUCCCAGUGAGUUUCUUCUUGAUAAUAUUGGGUUUCUACAAGAAAUUGUUUUUAUUAUACACAUUACUUUUCGUUUACUUCUGUUUUCAAACAUACUUGAACUACUAA
This is a messenger RNA of Ilex paraguariensis (yerba mate), 1896 nucleotides long. The record is from the annotation of a GenBank genome assembly. NCBI's taxonomy places the organism in Eukaryota, Viridiplantae, Streptophyta, Magnoliopsida, Aquifoliales, Aquifoliaceae.